UCAAUCAAUAUCCGAGUUCUUGAAGACAUGUCCAUGUGAUCCUUCAAAUGCUCUCGUCUCUCACAAAUCCCCAACCUAACGCCUCUUCACCACUCAUUCCUUUAAUUUCCUCUAUAUAUAUUCAUAGUUCAUACACAUUGUUUUACAACCAGAACAAGUCAUCUCCUCAGAUCCCUCUUUCGUUUUUUGUAAUCUUCACAAUAUAUCAUCCUUCUGGGCGCCCAACAGUAUAGAUAGCUAGAUAGAAAUGGCUAUUCGUUUGGCUGCUAUUUUACAUGCUAAGCACAUUCUCCGACGAUCAAACUCAUUUGCAAAGCAAGCGGCUUCCAUGUCUUUAGACGUUCCGAAAGGCUGUUUUGCAGUAUAUGUUGGGGAGGGCGAAAAGAAGAGAUUCGUGAUUCCAGUAUCAUUUCUGAACCAGCCUUCAUUUCAAGAAUUGCUAAGCAAAGCCGAGGAAGAAUUCGGCUUUGAUCAUCCCAUGGGUGGUCUCACAAUUCCCUGCAGCGAAGAUAUCUUUGUUGAUCUCACUUGUCGCUUGCAUGAAUUGUUGUAAUAGAAAAAGAAGCAGUGACAGUUUUGUAACUGAAUGUACAUUCUAUCUAUUCUUCUUCUUCUUCUUGUUGAUAUAAGAAGAAAUUGAAACAUGAACAUGAUUGAGUUGAAACUUCUCUUUAAAC
Messenger RNA from Juglans regia (Persian walnut), 677 nucleotides. RefSeq names its product auxin-responsive protein SAUR23-like. The coding region runs from base 248 to 553 and encodes 101 amino acids. The transcript has a single exon. Gene Ontology annotation, biological process: response to auxin. NCBI's taxonomy places the organism in Eukaryota, Viridiplantae, Streptophyta, Magnoliopsida, Fagales, Juglandaceae. The record is from RefSeq and is a predicted model, not a curated record.